Molecule: messenger RNA, 1632 nt
Organism: Myotis davidii
Lineage: Eukaryota; Metazoa; Chordata; Mammalia; Chiroptera; Vespertilionidae
Exons: 3
Coding region: 262-1632 (456 amino acids)
Source: RefSeq, a predicted model, not a curated record
UCCCAAGGGCUGCACCUGCAGUGGCCCCGCUUGGCCAGCAGAGGAGGGUGGCUGCCCACGCAGCGGCGUGGCCCCUGGCAGGUGCUCUCCGUGAGCGGGCUGAGCCAGAGCGCGGGUGCUGAGGUCAGAGGGACGGGACAGGUUUUAUUUUGGGCAUCAGUGACCUCCCCUCAGGCGCCAGGCCCAUGGUACGGCCGGACACACCAGCAGGCACUGCUGGCCAGGCGGCAGGACACAGAGGGCCUCCAACAGAGUGCCACGAUGCUCAUCUCUGCUGCCUCGACGCCCCCUGAAGCCGUGGGCCUGUGCCUCCAGGGGCCCCCUGCGCCCCCACCGCCCCUGCUACCGAAGCCCGGCAAGGACAACCUGGUUCUGCAGAAGCUUCUGAGAAAGGCGGCCCGGAAAAGGGGGGCCGGGGGAGGGCCCUCGGCCCCCACAGGGGCGUUCCGCACCUCCCUGUCCCCCGUGAGCGAGGCCAGCCACGACCAAGAGCCCACAGCCCCACACCCCACCCAGGCCCCAAGCACGGCGGCCACCCUGCCCUGCGCCCCCCACGCCCCCGUCACCCGCCGUGUGCCCUCGCCCCUGCAGAAGUCCACGCUCGCCCUCAGCUUCCCCCCGCACAGGAGCCGAACCUCUCCCCGCACGGCCCCGGGGCCCCUGCUCACAACCCCGGCCCCAGCCCGGGGACCCAGCGGCUUUGCCCGCGUCUCAGCACCCGCGGUGGGGGACACCCACAUCAGCCGGGUGCACAUCCAGCUGGUGCCAUCCCCGCGGGCCGGGGCCCCUGAGCCUCCCCCGAUGGCCCCUGAUGGGGGGUCUGGCAGCCAGGCCCGAGACACAGCCCCUUGUCCUCCUGGAACCCAGCCCCGGGUCCCGGUCGCCCACAUCCGCCCUCUUCCUACUGGGGCCCAGGUGGCCAAGCCCUGGCCGGAGGCGGCCCCUGUGCCCAGGCCGCCCCCUGGCUUCCCGGCUGUGGGGCCCAGACAGGCCAGCACCCGGGUGGUGGUGCCCAUAGCGCCUACCUAUCACUCGCCGGGGCCCUCGCCUGCCAGGCCAGCCCCUGUGGCCCCCCAGGCUGAGCACCUGGAGGAGCCCCCCACGUCUGGCCCCGCCCUGGAGCCCCAGCAGCCCCGGCUGAGUGGGUGGAUGCGCCUCAAGAAGCAGCUGAUGGAGGAGGUGGAGGAGGCCCCGUUCCUGAGGCUGGAGCGGAGCCCCAAGCAGAUGGAACAGGAGAAGACGGCCCCCACCGACCCAGCCCCCCAGUCCCUCGCCGACCCAGCCCCCCAGCCUCCCACUGACCCGGCCCUCCCACCGCCCGUGGACUUGGCCCCUCGGUCCUCCGUGGACCCGGUGCCCCGGCCCCCCGCCUCCCGGGCCUCCAAGCUGUGGGAUGCGGUUCUGUACCGCAUGUCGGUGGCCGAGUCCCACAACAGCCAGGCGGGGCCUGGGGAUGCGGUGUGCGCCCCGCCCGGCCUGGGCCGCCUGCCCUUUCUGUGCCGACCGCGCUUCAACGCCCGGAAGCUGCAGGAGGUGGCCGCCCGGCCCCCUCCCACCAUCCACUCCAUCCUGGAGCUGAGCCCCCCGCCCAAGAACUUCAACCGCACGGCAGCCGGCUGGAGGCUCCGGUGA